AUGGCAACCCUCCGUUUAACCAGCGUAGUUGGAAUAGGCCAUGCAGAGGACCCGAACCCACGCUUCCGCAAACAGAUGGAAGACGUGUGCGUCAUGAUAGACAAACUAGGCAACUCUCACUCCACUGGUUUUUUUGCCAUCUAUGAUGGACACGGGGGACAGGAAGCAGCCCGCAUAGCAGGGGACAAUUUGCACCGUUAUCUACUGGAAGACCUUCUAAAUCAGAAGCUUGAGCAUCUUUUAGAAGCCGAUCCUUUAGCAAAUCAGUCGAUGAGUCAGCCAACGUGUUCCCAGGCCGGCUCUAAGCUCUCAUCCGAUGGCCACAAUUUAAGUGGAAAUCCGUCUGGAGUUCCAAAAGAUUCUCAGUUGACCAACGCCACCAUGUCCUCGGGAGUUCGUACCGGAACAUUUUCCAAGGACAAGAUAUCCCCGUCGGCCAAGGUGCGCGUCCCGGUUCCCCCCAAUGAGCCCAGCAAACUUGGUGCAAUCAUCAGGAAGGCUAUUCAACGGACGGAUGAUGUGCUAAGGCAGAAGAACGUCCUAUAUGUCGGUUGUACUGCUCUCAUUGCCCUAGUCACGAAGUACACGAUAGAGUUUGCGUCAGUUGGCGAUUCGCGGGCAGUUAUUUCGAUAAACGGCACAGCAUACAGAUGCACAGAAGACCAUAAAGCAAGCGACAAGCUGGAGAUUGACCGCAUCAAGUCCCUGGGAGGGACUGUCAUCUUUGGCCGCGUCAACGGCUUCAUCUCCGUCUCGCGCGCGUUGGGAGACCAUUGCAUAAAAAACUUGGUUACGUGUGACCCGUUUCUCCGCUCGUAUCCCAGAUACCCCACACCAGACUCUGUCGGUGUGACGGCCAGCUCCACGAAUGAGCUAGACGAGUUUAUAAUAAUGGCAUGUGACGGUGUGUGGGACGUGGUCACCGAUCAGCAAAGUGUUGACACUGUUCGAAAGUGUCUCAAGGAGACGGGAUCGCCUCAAAAGGCAGCUUUCGAGCUCAAGAAUUUAGCAAUCCGAAGCGGUACACAGGACAACGUGUCUGUGCUUGUGCUGUUGUUAAGGGAGAUAAACAAGUGGAUCUAG
Giardia duodenalis is the source of this 1083-nucleotide messenger RNA. Its product is annotated as putative Ser/Thr phosphatase 2C. The transcript has a single exon. The record is from RefSeq and is a predicted model, not a curated record. Gene Ontology annotation, molecular function: cation binding; protein serine/threonine phosphatase activity. NCBI's taxonomy places the organism in Eukaryota, Fornicata, Diplomonadida, Hexamitidae. Gene Ontology annotation, biological process: protein dephosphorylation. The coding region runs from base 1 to 1083 and encodes 360 amino acids.